Molecule: messenger RNA, 5002 nt
Organism: Amoebophrya sp. A120
Lineage: Eukaryota; Dinophyceae; Syndiniales; Amoebophryaceae
Source: the annotation of a GenBank genome assembly
CUCACAGGCUGUUGCUUUUUAUUGUUUUGUGGCUCUAGUGGACUACAAGGUCUUGAGGGUGACCUUGUCUCGUCUGUAAAGACCAAAAUUGCGAACCCAGAACACCUAAGCACAAAGUAAAGGUCUAGUUUAGAAACUUCCAACUAGUUUUAGACUGUACAACAAGUUGCAUACUUACCACGAGUAUACAACAAUCGAUCCGCCUUUGUGCUUUGUGACUUGAAGACGAUCCACGUUUCGAUCUACAUUCAAUAGUUUGGUAGCCGAAUAAAACCACGACUUGACGUUUAAACAAAUUUUGCUUUCUGAGAAAAAAGUAGAGCCGCUUGAAAAGUAUUUUUGUGCAAGAGCUUUCGUUUCCCUUUCUGUAGUUCCCGGGAACGAGGGGAACUGCCGAAUAAUCAUUGUUACAUCGAAGACAAAAAUAUGAUGAUCGCAAAGGCGAUUUUGGUCUUGCAGGGCUGGUUGCUCAGCACCUGUCUGGCCGCCUCGCAGUACUACAUCGGAACGCCGACGAAAGCCAGCGCACCCAGCGGAUGGGUCGCAAAGCCCCACAACUGGAACUAUCGUUACGUUGUUUCCGUGACGGAGGACGGAAAGCUGGAGGAUGGCUUCCAAGUCUUGGAUUUGGGUGCCAGUUAUGGAAAGGCCUUGAGCCACCGCUUCUUUCUCUUGGGCCGGCUGAAGGCCCAGAAGUUCGACGCUGGCAGCUUCAAGCCCUUCGUCCAGGUCGGUUUGACCAAGACGGGCAGUGUGGUCACUGGGUUGACGAUUCCAGCCACGCAGGGUGGACAGGACACCGGGUUAGCACAAGAAGUGUUGGCCACUGUGGAAGCUGUCAACAUGCAAGCUGCCAGUGUGCAGGCGACAAAAAAUCUCGCCGAGUGGGUCUACAGCCACGAAAAGAAAAUUGGUCCCUUCACCGGAGGAGACAAGCCGCAAGACGUUGGAUUCGUCAUGGCCUCGUGGAAGCCCCGCAACAUGCAGUCCGCCCUGCUCUUAAAAUUUGUCACGGACGAUAAUACGAAGGAAGUAAAGAAGGACGCCGCGGAAAAGCCGAACGAACUCUGGCAAACGUACUCGUUACUUUUAUUUGAUGAUUUUCUCAAGAUCUGGUAUGUGAAUGUGAGCCAGCAGUUAAUAAAGACACUCGCCAGAAGAGCGCUGGCACAGACCCAUCCCCAUGUCUACCUCUAGCCGAAAAAAAGUAGAAGAAGCAAAUCCAUAAAUUUUUCAAAUAAAACAGGCUGGAGAGCGAGCAGAGCCAGCGCAACGUGGAUCCGAGCAAUGCGCCCAAGACCUUUUCGCAGACAGAGCAAGAUGUCGAAAACAAGCAGAACAACAUCUUCAAGAGCCACUUCCUCGCUGGUGCCACGGAGUGGCGCGGAAUUGAGGGGGAUUCCGACUCGAAGUUUCAGUUUGUCAAGGGGCGGUUCUCUACCUCUGUCCUGACACUUUCCAUCCCCGACGACGUUUGGGCCGAACUAACCGGGAACAUGAUUAACACCCCGGACCUUGAAAUCACAAACUUCCUCGUUGCAGUGAACGGCGAGAACCCGCAGCCGCUACAAAAAGUGGUGCUGGAGCGAUCUGCGAGCUGUUGUGAGCCAUCAAUGUUGGUCUCUGUGGAUGCGGACACGAGCGAGGUCCUGCGAGCGGUUGCGGCGAAGAGCGAGAUUGCGGCACUUCCCGCAGGUCAGGACCAACCUGAGAACCGCGAACAAGAAGAGCAAUUCUGGGGCCUGUACACGGACUCCAGCAACUGGGCGGCCAAAUCCCAACAUACAACGCUGUGGGUCUUCUUCGCCGUCGUGAUUGUGCUCGCGGUCUUCCUCGGGAUCAAGGAGCGUCCGGACUGCGGAAAGGAUGAAGCCGAAAUGGAAGCGGUUACCGAUAUCGAGGCAGAUGGUAUUUCUAUUUUUUUUUGGCACUGCGGAGAACAUAUACAUAAUAUUGUAGUUCAUCCCGCCUCUGCUUCUGGCAGGUCUCUCUAGUUGUACAUAGUCACAGGAGGAGUUUCAGGUUGAAUUUGGGAAACUUUCAACCAGAGCACAAUAAUUCAGUAGCUGCUUUGUCUCUGACACGUAAGUAAUCCCAGUUUGUUUAUGCCCGACUUGCUGAAAUACAAAUUUUUAUUUUACGUUCUUAUCCGAAUAAGUAACUUCCUUACUAGGUGCGGCAAAGAAGACCGACGGUUUUCGCAAGUUCCAGCUGCUGUACCUGGCCGGUUGGUAUUUUUGCUUUUUCGCGGAUUGGCUGAACGGCACGGUGAUCUUUGAGAUCAUCGUUGACGACUAUGGCUGGAGCGAUCCCACCGGCAGACGCCAGUACUUCAACGAGUUCAUGGUCUUCGGGUUUGCCACUGCUGUCAUUCUUGGCGUUUUCAUCGGAUCCGUGGCAGAUACCGUCGGAAGAAGGACCGCCUGCCUCUUCUACUGCAUCAUGUACUUGGCAUAAAAAUUUUUCACACUUGUUUUUACUUUCAUUUCGCAACGUUCCUUCUUGAUGCGGAUGCCUGCUGUAUACCUCUGCUGAUAUUAAAUACAAAGGCUGCAGGAAACGCUGCUUAUGGUCUUGGUGACGAUUCAAAUUCAUGACCUUCGACACCAAAAACUAAAACAGGAACGGCCUGAUGGCAGUCUCGUUCUUCUUCAACAACUACUGGAUCCUGGCGUUGGGACAGUUUACCAACGGGAUUGCGACCCGUCUCCUCUUCACAACAUUCGAGGCCUGGUACGUGCAGGAGCACUUCAAGCGCGGCUAUUCCGGACAAAGACUUGGUACGUUAUUUAUGCUCCAGCAUGAUCUUUUGUGAUGCAUAAGAUGAGCAACAGGAAGAGCAGGACGAGGACCACGACUCGCACUCGUGAAUCGCCUCGACGAGAAAUCAGGUAACCGAGAGCGCAACAUGUCGCUCUCUUUAUGGUUGUCUUCGCACCAUUUAUUUAUUUUGCUUCACACAACAGGUUCUUCGCUGGGCUGGAUGUAUUUCGGAGGGUCAGUGUCCGCGAUCCUUGCGGGCUUGGUCUCGCAGGGAAUCACGAUGUUCGCCGGAACGAAGAUCUACACCGUAGGGCCGGCGAUGCCGGAGGAGAACAAGAUGUCCCAUUUCAGCGUGAAUUGGGGUGGGCGGCUGUAUGUGUACGCAUUGAUGUUCGCCUGUAUGGUGAUCGGGUUCUUGAUCAUCUCCCUCACCUGGACCACGGCGAAAGACAAGCCCGCACACGGAGGCACCGCGGAUGCCGUCGAAGACAAGGACAAAGAAGACAGUUUGGCACAGGCCCCGCGCACCUCCGUGUUCAGCAUGAAGAGCACGCACACCGACACAAGAAAGAGCAAUGACAAGGAUGCCCUGGGCACGCUGGGGUCGAUCAAAAAGUCUUUUGGACUCCUCACACAGGAUCGGAGAAUUUUGCUGCUCGGCCUCUCCGUUGCGCUAUUCGAGGGCAGCAUGUACCUCUUCGUCUGCAGUUGGACCGCGUCCUUCUUCACGAUCGACAGUUACCUCAACCUUCCGGCAAGUCGGCACAACAUCCAGCAGCCCAUCCUGUUUGCGACGCUGUUGAGCGGUAAUAUGAUAAUCGCUUUUUCCGUAUGACGAGUUUUAGAGUAUGCGAACUCGUAAUUAUCUGAAAGAAAACAUGCUAAUUAUAUAUGGAUGAUCAUGACUCCCACGAGCAAUCCUUCAUGCGUCUAAUUUUCAUGUUUUGACUUUCACCCUCCAUUCAUAUAAUCCCUUUUCAGGUUACUUGAUCGGUUCGUGUUUGUGCAAUGUUUUCCUGAGUCGCGGCACUAGCGGGAAGACCCUCGCCUGCUGGGUGAUGCUGUUGGGUUCUUUCGGGCUCAGUUUGCCGGCGACCGUCCUGUAUGUGGCCCCGAUUUAUUUUCCGCAAGCGGACACCCAACUGUACUUGCCCGACACGCCGAUGGACCAGAGCGGAACGGUUUUGGUUCUGCAGAUCGUGAUGUACACGGGCUUCGUGCUGUUCGAGAUGGCCGUGGGGAUGUACUUCCCCACCAUGGGCGGGGUGAAGGCCAGCAUGGUGCCGGAGGACAUUCGGGCCACGCUGUACAACAUCUUCUACAUCCCGAGCAACCUGAUGAUUUGUCUCGUCCUGAUGUGGCACUUCUUCUCGGGCCAUUCCCUCCAGACCCACGUCCAGCUGUUCAUCGCGGUGGGCGCCAUCGGGCUGGGGUUCAUCCUCAUGUCCAUCUUCCGCCUCAUGGGCGACAAAAACCAGCCAGCGGAAGACACACACACCGAGGACGAUGAGGAAGCCGAAGAAGUCUACGAUACGGACAACGAAGCGGCCCAGGAGCUCCUUUCCAGCAAAGUGCAGAAAACUUCGUCCUCUGCGGCGCAAAAGAAACGCGCCGCUGCCGCGGGAGGUUGCUAAGCCGCGACGAUCUGAGAGACGCAGUCGAAAAUGCGACUGGCCAGAAACUGGUGGAUUUUGGCUGUGGCAAAGCCGCUGAACUUCUGCAAAUACAUAAGGCUGAAGAUGAUGAAGUGCAAAUUGAUAUAGGAUGAAGAACUUUUCUUUCGAUCUGUCGAUCAUGCUUGUACUAGAGUGGUUGGAGAGACGCAGACGAGAUGCGACGAAGUUUAGGUGAAAAUAUAAUGAACCUUGCAUAAGCGAAUGCGAAAGUAAAUUUAGUUUGCCUUUUUUACCAUUCUGGCCCGCACAAUUUAUCCCGAGAAUACCAGAAUGCUAUGAAACUGAAAAUUAUGAUACGCCAUAAACAACGGAUUGGAACUGAACAAUACGCACACGUAGUACAGAGAGCAACGGCAAGGAACGGUUUCGCAUUUCUUACGCGUGAUGAGACGAUAGAGUAGAAGAAGAAGCCUGGUGGCUCAGACCGAGGAUGGAGUAUAGCGAUAUGGAGAAGGUGGAACCCAUGAAGAUGCGGCAAUAACGUGUGCCGUCAUUGACAUUGUCUACAGUAUAUCAAUUCGCUUCUGCAUAUAAAAAUGAAUUCGGCGAGACCGCUUGUACGG